AUGACCAAGGCCCAGGACUCCUUAUCAUUUGAGGAUGUGGCUGUGGGCUUCACCUGGGAGGAGUGGCAGUUGUUGGAUCCCUUUCAGAAGGACCUGUACAAGGACGUGAUGUUGGAGAACUACAGCAACCUGGUGUCAGUGGGAUAUCAAGCUACCAAACCAGACUCAAUCUUCAAGUUGGAGCAAGGAGAAACACCAUGGAUCGUGGAGGGAGUAACCUGUAGCUGGCCUAGUCCAGAAGAGCAACCACAUAAAUGCAGUGAAUGUGGGAAAGUUUUCUCCAAAAGGCCACUGCUUUUGUACCAUCAGAGAAUUCAUAUAGGAGAUAAACCCUAUGUGUGCAGUGAAUGUGGGAAAGCCUUCACUUGGGAGAGCCGCCUCAGGAGACAUCAGCGAUCGCAUAUUGGAGAGAAACUCUACAGAUGCAAUGAGUGUGGGAAAUCAUUUUCCCAGAAGGCGUACCUCAUUGUACACCAGAGACUUCACACAGGAGAGAAGCCUCAUGAAUGCAGUGAGUGUAGAAGAAGCUUUGCUUUUAAGUCAGCCCUGACCAAGCAUCAAAGAAUCCACACAGGAGAGAGACCUUAUGAGUGCAGUGAGUGUGAAAAAGCCUUCAGGUGCAAGUCCGAGCUCAUUCAGCAUCAGCGAACUCAUAACAGGGAGAGGCCGUAUGAGUGCAGUGAGUGCAGGCGAACCUUCCUUUUUGAGGCAGCCCUGACCAAUCAUCAGAGAAUUCAUACAGGAGAGAGACCUUAUGAGUGUAGUGAGUGUGAGAAAGCCUUCAGAAGCAAGUAUAAGCUCAUGCAACAUAAGCAGACUCACACCAGAGGGAGACCGUAUGGGUGCAGUGACUGUGGCAAAUCUUUUACCCACAUGUCAUUCCUCAUUAAACAUAAGAAAACUCAUACAAAAGAGAAAGCAGUAAAUUCAUCGAAGGUGGGAAAACCAUCCUCAGGGAAUCACAGCUCUUUAUGUAAGAGUGAACUCCUACGGGAAUUGAACCCCAUGAAGCCUGUACCCAUGGAAAUGCCUUAUUCAGGAGCUCAGCCUUAA
Orycteropus afer afer is the source of this 1053-nucleotide messenger RNA. The record is from RefSeq and is a predicted model, not a curated record. NCBI's taxonomy places the organism in Eukaryota, Metazoa, Chordata, Mammalia, Tubulidentata, Orycteropodidae.